GGUGGCACACGGUCACACCGCAGAAGCGGGCAUUUGUUUAAAUUGAACAGGUGUGGCGUCCUUUUUGUUUGAGAUCUUCUUUUGAGAAACCCGGUUGGAAAAUGUUUACGCCCAGGCAGAAAGGAUACGGAAAUGGCUUCAUGCCCUCGCCCCAAACACCUCUGAGCUUCAGCCGGGAGCUGCGUCAAGUGCUGCAGGAGAGGAAUCUCCUAACCGCCAAGUCGCGCAGAAAAGUUUGCUCCAUGCUGGACAGCAACAACAGCAGUCCAAUUGGCUCGCCCAAUCCGGAGUCGGGUAAACGUUUGGGAUUCCGGCGGCAGGCCAUCCAGGAGAUCAUCUCGUCUGAAAAGUCGUAUCUGGAGCAGCUGGAGCUGCUGAUGAACUACUUUGUGCGCCCUUUGAAGGAGCAGGCCAUCAUCGAUUGCUCCAAUCACACCCUGCUUUUCGGUCAGAUCGAGAUGAUACACAAUCUGAACGGAGAAUUUCUGCGGGAACUGGAGGCGAACAUGGAGAACGUGGCGCAUGCCUUCCUGAAAAUGGCCCCCUUUUUCAAACUGUACUCGGUGUAUGCCUUCGACUACCGCGGUGCCCUAUUCAUCAUCCAGGAUUUAAUCAGCAAAAACCCGGUGUUCAGAAAGUUUCUGGAGCAGACCGAGAGUCGUCCGGAGGUGCAGCGCAAGCUCAACUCACUCAUGAUUGUGCCCAUCCAGCGGGUUCCCAGGUAUAAACUACUGCUAGAGCAAGUUCUGCUCUACACGAGUCCCGCCGAUGCGGACUACAAAUCCCUGAAGGAAUCCGUCAAGGAGAUCGAGGCCACCGCCAGCCACAUAAACACCUGUGUGGAGGAGCAGGAAAUCACGCAGUAUCUGAUUCACCUGCAAAACUCCCUGGUUAACCGGACGCCCAACAUUGUGAAGCCCUCGCGACGGGUGAUUAAGGAGGGCGUUCUACAGAAGAUAACCCACAAGGGCACGGAAAUCAAGCGGUACUGUGUGCUAAUGUCGGACAUAUUCAUGUACUGCAAGAUGAUCAAGGAACGUGCUCCCAAUACCGUGGUGGAAAACUCCCUGGAGUGCUGCUGCAUUUUUCCCUUGAAAAAGUGCAAGGUGUACGAAAUGCUGCCGGGUAACUUCAAACUGACUUGCCAAAGUGAUGGCAUCAUUUUUGGCAGUGGCGACGUGCAGCUGUCGCGCACUUGGGUGGGCUUCAUCCGCGAUGCCAUAGAUCUGCACGUACAGUGUCGAAAAACCCUACGAAAAGACUCGAGUAAAAGGACGCCCAUACGCAAAAAGGACAUGAAGAAGUUCGGAGCUGAUUAUGUACUGAGUCCCAACAAGCGCAAAUGCGAAUAUGAGACUGUUUUUCGCAACAAGAAUCGCAGCACAGAUUCCGAAGAGGAGACCGAGGAAAGUGCGUGCUUUCCGCGCAAGCGAAAAGUGCCCAGUGGUCUCUUAAGGACUCCAACUUCAAAUUUCAUGGGAAAGCCAAUUGCCUCAUCGUCUAUCAAACGCGUGGCGCCCCCACCACCUCCUCCUCCUCCCCCCAACGAUGUGCAGAUGCGGCACAAGACGGAAAGAGUGGGAGAUUCGGCCUGCAAGGAGAAUCGCAUCUCCAAGCUGUACAAGAAGAUUGCCACCGGUGACAAAGUGGCCAAUGUUCGGGGGAUCUUAAAGCGCACCAAUGUGCCGGCACCCAGCAACGACCACGAUCCCAGCUAUGGAUUUGCCAGUCGCUACUCGGACUCCAAAUCCUAUUUUAGGGCUCACAAUGUGGACAACACUAUACCAACAUUUGUGAAGCGCGAGGAUCUAUUCAACGGAGAGAACAUGUUUCCCGUGCAUUUAAAGAGCCACGAGGAGAUCUGCUCACCGCCGCAGAAGAAGCGGGUCAAGUUCGACGAUACCUUGGAUGCAGUGUCUCCGGUGCUGGACCAGAAGCCCUUUGCAUUCUCAAGCGAUGGAGCCACCACACAAAAACCCACUUCAUUGCGUGAGCGAAUUUAUGAUUUCUUUGCCAAUCUAUUCUAGAACUAGAUGACUUCAAACUAAAUCGUAUACAUUACUCAUCGUUUACAAUAUUUAACCACAUCAAUAAAAUUAUUUACAAUUCGGAUCAUUUAGA
Molecule: messenger RNA, 2121 nt
Organism: Drosophila biarmipes
Lineage: Eukaryota; Metazoa; Arthropoda; Insecta; Diptera; Drosophilidae
Gene: RhoGEF4
Product: kalirin
Exons: 4
Coding region: 102-2027 (641 amino acids)
Cellular component (GO): cytoplasm
Molecular function (GO): guanyl-nucleotide exchange factor activity
Source: RefSeq, a predicted model, not a curated record